AUGUUUCAGGCCCUCAAAUCAUUAGUCACAGGAUCCCCCGAGAAGACUACUACUACGACUACUACUACUGCAAGAACUACAACUGCAACUGCAACUACAACUACAGCUACUCAAGAAGACGCUGACGACGACGACGACGACGAAAUGGCCAAGAAAAUCACUCCCAAAAAGGCUCCAGCCACCAAGAAAAAUGACGACGGUGAUUCCAAGAAACGAAAGUCCACCACCACCACCACCACCACCAAGGCUAUGGCAGAUAGCCGUCCCAAACGAGUCCGUCGCAGCGCGGUGGAAGCAGAAAACAGCAUUUACGAACCGACUGACUUUACCAUGAAAGAACCAGCAUCCGAAGGCAUCAAAAUCAUUAAGGGACGUGGUUCCAAGUUGUCUUCCUUUGCCGUGGUCAAGCAAUCGAUUGAAGCCUCCAAGCGAACUCUAGAAGAGAUUUCCUUUGCGCAUCAGUUUGUCUUUGGAAAGAAGGGAGGCAAGCUCUCCAAGAAGGAAAUGAAAGAGCAUUUGUUGGAGUUUAGUGGUUUCCUGAAACCAAUUCCAGCUGGAAAGAAGCGUACGGACAAGGAAGUCGACAAGGAAGAAGAAGCAUUGGAGACCAAAAUGUCGAGACGGGCCUACGCCUUGAAUAAAUCUCAAAUUGUGGAACUUUGCCACUUCUUUGCGCUUACUUUGGAGACCACAAAGGACGAGCCCAAGAUGGACAAGGACACUUGCAUUGAUCGUUUGCUCGACUUUUUGGGCAAUCCUCACCAAGAUUGGUUGGUCGAUUCCCUCAAGGAAACGUCUACGGCUGCCACUAAAAAGACAACCACUACUACUGCUGCUGCUGCUGCUGCUUCUAAACCCUCUACUGCAGCAACAAAGAAAAAGGUUCCAGCGGCUCCCAGCAAUACCACUCUGUCCGAUUAUCAAAAAAUUAAAAAGGCCAUUGGCAAGAAAAAGGUCCCUUCGGAAGAAGUAUUGAGAUCUUGGGUCAGAGCCUAUGUGGCUUGUUUUAACUUGGACAAGGCCACUACCAAGCAUGCUAUCAUUACUUGCAGUGAAAAAUUCGGGGUGGACAUGUCCAAGCAAAAACAACUCAUCAAACAGAUACUGGCCGAAGAGCUAUAA
This is a messenger RNA of Cylindrotheca closterium, 1122 nucleotides long. The record is from the annotation of a GenBank genome assembly. Lineage: Eukaryota; Bacillariophyta; Bacillariophyceae; Bacillariales; Bacillariaceae.